CAAACAAGAAGCUGAAUUGCAGAGAGAGAGAGAGGCAGAGACAAAAUCAAACUCCAUUUUUGUUGAAUUUUCUUCAUCAACCCGUCAACAUUUUGCCUCACCGGGAAACCGCAAAAGAGAUUCAAUUUUGGUUUUUCCCCUUUUGAUGGACCCAAUCAAAAUUCUUUUGAUUUUUCUGUGUUUUCUCGUUCAAUCCUCUCAUGGAAAUGCAUCAGCGGUUAAAUCGACAAUCCGUUCUCCGACGUCGUUUGAUCCAACGCGAGUCACCCAAAUUUCUUGGUCUCCCAGGGCGUUUCUGCACAGAGGAUUUUUGACUGAUAAGGAGUGUGAUCAUCUCAUUGUUCUGGCUAAAGAUAAGCUGGAGAAAUCGAUGGUCGCCGAUAACGAUUCUGGCAAAAGUGUCGAGAGUGAAGUUCGAACAAGUUCGGGCAUGUUUCUUAAGAAGGCUCAGGAUGAAAUAGUUGCUGGCGUUGAAGCAAAAAUUGCCGCAUGGACAUUUCUUCCUAUAGAAAACGGAGAGGCUAUGCAGAUUUUGCACUAUGAGCACGGCCAAAAGUACGAGCCACAUUUUGAUUAUUUUCACGACAAGGCUAAUCUUGAAUUAGGUGGUCAUCGGGUGGCUACUGUGCUUAUGUAUUUAUCGGAUGUUGCAGAAGGCGGCGAAACAGUUUUUCCUAAUUCAGAGAUGAAAGAUAAACAGCCAAAGGGCGAAAAUUGGUCCGACUGCGCUAAAGAAGGCUAUGCAGUGAAACCUAGGAAAGGUGAUGCUCUGUUGUUCUUCAGUCUCCAUCCAGAUGCAACAACAGAUCCUUCAAGCUUGCAUGGGAGCUGUCCUGUAAUCGAAGGCGAGAAGUGGUCUGCAACAAAGUGGAUUCACGUGAGGUCUUUCGAUACGGCACCUGCCAGGUCAGCAAACGGGGAAUGUACGGAUGAGAAUCCAAACUGCACUGCAUGGGCUCUUAAAGGAGAAUGCGAGAGGAACCCUCUUUACAUGAUUGGCUCUGAGGAUGAUGUUGGGUAUUGCAGGAAGAGCUGUAAGGCCUGCUCGUCGUCGUCUUAGUAUAAUUUUGUCGGUCCCGUUUGUGUUGUUUUUUUAAUCGAGAAAUUAUCGGUUGUAUAUGAAAGAGGGUUUAUUGUACUGGGGGAUAUAGACUUUUGUAGUGCUGCCUAUAUACAAUACUGUCUUGAGUUGAACAUGUUUUCGCCAAAUGAUAAAUCGAAGAAGCUAAAACGUUAAAUUAACGACCUCGGAAAUUUACUCCUGAA
This is a messenger RNA of Erythranthe guttata (spotted monkey flower), 1266 nucleotides long. RefSeq names its product putative prolyl 4-hydroxylase 7. The record is from RefSeq and is a predicted model, not a curated record. Gene Ontology annotation, cellular component: endoplasmic reticulum. Gene Ontology annotation, biological process: peptidyl-proline hydroxylation to 4-hydroxy-L-proline. Lineage: Eukaryota; Viridiplantae; Streptophyta; Magnoliopsida; Lamiales; Phrymaceae. Gene Ontology annotation, molecular function: procollagen-proline 4-dioxygenase activity; L-ascorbic acid binding; iron ion binding.